AUGUCUGCCGUGUCGGAAUUUGAAUCGAUUCUCCAAGAAUUGCCCACCAUCAAGGCCCCUGGUGUAUCCGGGUCUCGUAUCAAAAAGCUUACUGAUAUUGCUGUCAAGAAUGUUGCUGACGAGUCUCAACUUGUCUCUGCUUUGUACAACAGCUGCAAGGCCACUCCUUCUUCCCAUAAGUUGGGUGCCUUGUAUGUCGUGGACUCCAUCGUUAGAGUCUACAAGGAGGAGGCCAAGAAGAAGGGCGAAACCAUUGAUUCCUCUGCUCCUGAAGGCACUUUUGCUAGUGGUGUGUUCAAGAUCAGUGAAUUGAUUGAGUCCAUUAUGGACGAUGCCAUGCUGUUGCUGGUUGUUCCUGCCACUGACGUUAAGAUCUCCAAGCUUGUUGAUAUUUGGGAACGUGCCCAGACUUUUUCUCCUGCUACUUUGGCAGCUAUUAGAGACAAGCACUUCCGUUCGACUACUCCUCCAGGUAGUCCUCCUAACAAGACUGCUCCUCCUCCACCUCCUGCUGUUUCGGCUCCUCCUGCUUCUGCUCCAGCUGGUGCUGCUGCUCCAGCUAAGGAAGGUGACUCAGGUAGCAUCUUGCUGGCUUUGGCUUCUUUGGCUAAAAAGACAGAGACUCCUACUCCUCCAGCUGUUGCUUCUCCUGGCGCUCAACAGGCUCCUCCAGCCAACAACCAGAAUGCUGCUAACAUCUUGUCUCAGUUAUCUGCUCUUGCUGGCGGUAGCCAGAACAACGGCAACUCUCCUGCUCACCAGAAUCUGAACAUUCGUAGCCCUAGCUACCAGAAUGCUCAGCCUGCCCAGCCAUCUCACCUUCCUCAGCUUCCUAACCUUCCUAACAUUCCACAAGGUCAAGGUCAAGGUCAGGGUCAGGGCCAGCAGAACCAGCAGCUUUUCAGUAUGUUGCAGCAGAUGCAAGGUAACCAAGGCCACUCUCAGCCGCCACCAAACUCUCAGCCUCCAAUGCCAAACGGCUUGCCUCCUGUUCCAGGUAUGCCUCAGAUGCCUCCUCAGGGAUAUGGCGGAUACAACGAUCGUGGCGGAUACCCUCAGCAGCAACAGCAGCAGCAGUUUGAUAGAAGAGGCCGUGAAGAGGCUGGUGGUUACCUGAGAAGAAACCGUUCCAGAUCUCCUCCUAGAGGCCACAAUAACGGUUUCAGUCCUAACGCUCCUCAGGAGAAGUCUCUUUCUCAUGGCUUCUCUCCUUACGAGGGUGAACGUAACAUUCCUGGUUCUCCUCACUACCGUCCUCGUAACGUCGGUUUCGACAACAGUAUCCCACAAGGCUCCUUCAAGGUGAUGUCCAGAACAUUAUUUAUUGGUGGUGUUCCUCGUGGAAUGGACGAAAGAUCGCUCGCUAGUCACUUAAGACCUUACGCCGAGGUUCAGUCUGUUAUUCUUAACAGUGAGAGAAAGCACGCUUUCGUUAAGGUCUACUCUAGAAAAGAAGCUGAAGCUGUUGUUCAAUCUUUUAACAAGGACGGUGCUUUGCCAUUGAGAACCCGUUGGGGUGUUGGUUUUGGCCCAAGAGACUGUUGCAACUAUCAGCACGGUGUUUCCAUUAUUCCUAUGGUUCGUUUGACUGAUGCUGACAAGCAAUGGGUUGUUGAUGCUGAGUGGGGUGGAACUGGUGGCCAGCCUCUUGUUACUGGUAUUGUCAUUGACGAGCCAGAUAUCGAAAUCGGUACUGGUAUUUCCUCCAAGGCCAUGUCUAAGAAGAUGCCUACGAACUCUACAAGAAACGGACCAAAGUCCAACAGACCAGGCGAGUCCGAAGACCAAUACGUCAAGACUGGAAUGGGUGCUCGUCCAGACUUCAACGGUUACGGCAACAACGCAGCCAACCCAUUGUCUGGUUUGUUUGCUAACCUGCCGCCACAAGGGUUCCCUGGCCAGAUGCCAAUGCAACAGCAGGGUGCUCCUCAGCAACAGCCUCCACAAGGAUUCCCACCAAACUUUGGCAACCAGCAGAAUCCUAACUUGGGAGCUCAGCUAGCCAACUUCUUCCAGAACGGAGGCCAGCAGCAACAAUGA
This is a messenger RNA of Candidozyma haemuli, 2040 nucleotides long. Its product is annotated as Nrd1 complex RNA-binding subunit. Gene Ontology annotation, molecular function: mRNA binding; RNA polymerase II complex binding. The record is from RefSeq and is a predicted model, not a curated record. NCBI's taxonomy places the organism in Eukaryota, Fungi, Ascomycota, Pichiomycetes, Serinales, Metschnikowiaceae. Gene Ontology annotation, biological process: termination of RNA polymerase II transcription. The transcript has a single exon. The coding region runs from base 1 to 2040 and encodes 679 amino acids. Gene Ontology annotation, cellular component: cytoplasm; mRNA cleavage factor complex.